AUGGCCCAAGUUCUUUCAAAUCAACCUAUCAACCGAAGUGUUUUUAAUUCAUCUAGCCUCAAGUGCAAAAGCUCUAUGAAAGCUUCCAUUGAUAGUGAGGUUUUGACUUAUGAAGUGGAUGUAGUGGCUCAUAAACGUUUGUGCAGUGGUACCCGUGCUGUUCUACCUAUGGAGACUGGUCUCUUAGGGUCUCCUAGGGACCUCUCUUAA
Messenger RNA from Prunus armeniaca (apricot), 210 nucleotides. The record is from the annotation of a GenBank genome assembly. Lineage: Eukaryota; Viridiplantae; Streptophyta; Magnoliopsida; Rosales; Rosaceae.